AUUCUCGUUAUCCUCUCCCUCUCACCUCUCAUUGAGUUGAGAAAGCGUACGUACAGCCUACGACGUACAGCAUAUCACGGAUCGCGGAGUAUUUGUGAGCAUUCCCCAUUAAAAUAUUUUUCUUGUUUUGUUUACACAUUGUAAAUUCUCGGUUAGCUCUUUUGAAAAUCGAAUGCGUCCGUUCUGCUAACGGGGAUUUAUUUUCGGCAAAAUCUACUUGUUCGUUCUCCUCAACAAUGGCAGAUAUGUCAACAAAUGUGGCCAUUACGCGAAAAAUGUCUUUCGGUAUCAACGGCAAACUCAACGGUGUCGAAAGCAAGACGCCCUUUUUAAUAGGCGUCUCCGGCGGCACCGCAAGCGGAAAAUCUACAGUAUGCAAGCGCAUAAUGGAGAAAUUAGGACAAGUCGAUAUGGAUCACCAACAGCGUCGGGUUGUUUGUAUAUCGCAAGACAGUUUUUAUCGCAAUCUAACACCUGCCGAGAAAUUAAAAGCUGAGAAAGGACAGUAUAAUUUUGAUCAUCCUGAUGCAUUUGAUGAUGAUCUAAUCUUACAAAUACUGCAAGAUAUACUUGCUGGAGUCAAGUGUGAAAUACCAACUUAUGAUUAUAGGACAAACAGUUUAAUGAAGGAUCAAGUUACUACAAUAUAUCCUGCUGAUGUGGUGCUGUUUGAAGGAAUACUGGUAUUUUACUUCCCUAAAAUCCGUGAUUUAUUUCACAUGAAAUUGUUUGUAGACACUGAUUCUGAUACCAGGCUUGCAAGGAGAGUGCUUCUAUCUUCUAUUUUAAUUUUUUUAGUGCCGAGGGAUAUAAAAGAACGUGGGAGGGAUUUGGAUUAUGUCCUAAAUCAAUACAUGAACUUUGUAAAACCAGCUUUCGAAGAGUUCUGCUUACCAACGAAAAAAUUUGCAGAUGUUAUAAUACCAAGAGGAGCAGAUAAUACAGUGGCGAUAGAUCUGAUAGUGCAGCACAUAAGAGACUUCUUAAGCAACCGUGGUAGGGAAAUGUUGGAACCUGAAAGUCCAAUAAACAGGAUAGAGGGAUUGUUCAAGAGGCCGCAUUAAUUUUUAACAUUUUAAUGCGCUUCACAGAGAUCUGUGGAUCCAAUCGUGUUUUGCUUCUUUUCGCGAUACGGAUCUUUUUUCUCAUAUGUAUAUAAUCUGUUAAUUAUGCAGAAAAUAAGAAAUUUCAAGAUCAAUGUUAUUAGAAAUUUUUAUAGUUUUGGUACUUAGAAGCGUUUGCAUUUUGCAGUGAUAUUUGAAUUAAAAUAAUGAGUUAAUUAUUUCAAUCGUGAGAGUGCUUAUACAUAAAUAGAUGUGUAUAGAGAACACAGGAUAUGAUCAAAAUGUGUAGCAAAGCUGCAAGAACAAAUUACAUUUUGUAGCAGGAUACAAAGAAUUUAAAUUUACCUAACAGAAUAAAUUCCUGUCCGAGUCUUUCGGUUUAUUAAUGUAUCUACAAUUUGCUUUGCCACUUUUGAAUUACAUCCUGUAUUUGUAAAUGUUGAAAAGCAUUAAUAUCAAAUGAAAGAUACUGUUGCGCACAGCACAGUUGUCUAUAUUAAUUUGUAGAAUAUUAAUUAGAGAUUAUUAAAAUAUAUAGCAAUAUUUAUGAAGGGCUA
Messenger RNA from Nylanderia fulva, 1621 nucleotides. RefSeq names its product Uridine-cytidine kinase (gene Uck). Gene Ontology annotation, molecular function: kinase activity; ATP binding. The record is from RefSeq and is a predicted model, not a curated record. NCBI's taxonomy places the organism in Eukaryota, Metazoa, Arthropoda, Insecta, Hymenoptera, Formicidae.